This is a messenger RNA of Brassica napus (rape), 1481 nucleotides long. Its product is annotated as F-box/kelch-repeat protein At3g18720-like. Gene Ontology annotation, molecular function: protein binding. The record is from RefSeq and is a predicted model, not a curated record. The transcript has a single exon. NCBI's taxonomy places the organism in Eukaryota, Viridiplantae, Streptophyta, Magnoliopsida, Brassicales, Brassicaceae. Bases 146 to 1336 code for a protein of 396 amino acids.
AAGAGAGGAAGGAAAUCAAUAAUUUUGGAGGCUCCCAUUAGGUUAAUUAUUUUGGUUAGUGAGGAAUAUCGGGUGGUUGGUGAAGGAGGCAAGCAGCGCUUAAAAUGGCGAAGGAGCGCAUUUGACAAAAGUUCCAGGCUAGAGAAUGAGGACACGCCGUCGUAACUACACGGCGGCAGCCACUCAGCCGUCGACCUCGUUACCCGAAGCCCUCACAGUGAAGCCCAUAGUUCCAAUGUCCCGCACAAAAAGAACCCAAUCAUGCAAUGUAAAAUGUAAAGGAUCAAAAAAGAGUAAGAAGAAGAAGUGUAUAACAACAACAGGACUGUGGGAUCUACAUAUUCCCACAGAGAUCCUGGAGGGGAUACUGUCCCGCCUCGGAUUAAAAGACAACAUACACGCUUCCGCUGUCUGCAAGACAUGGUGUGAAUCAGCUGUUUCUGUCCGUAAGUUACCGUGUCGCCCAUGGCUUCUUCAUCCAAUAGAUGACUGGACCAUUCCUGGCUCACCUUACCUCCUUCUUGAUCCGUUAAAGCCUCAUCAUGACCAGUCUCAAAAAUACAAGCUCGAUUUCCCACACAUGAGGUUUACGCCUGGUGGAAUGUCUUGUUCUAGGGAUGGUUGGGUGCUUGCGAAAUCACCUCAUCUCAUGUAUGCAUUCUUUUUUAACCCCUUUACCAAGAAGCUCUUCGUAUCACCACGGGGGUCAAUCUAUCAUUUAAUGUCUCGCCUAGCUUUCUCAGCAGCUCCUACUUCCACUAGCUGUGUGGUCAUCUCCUAUUCUCGAAUACCUAAAACUGCAGAUUUUCUGAUCGAAACUUGGCGGCCUGGUGAAGCCAGAUGGAUCACCCAUCGCUUUGAGAGCUCUCUUCUUCGCAGGUGGGACAAAUGUGUCUUCUCCAACGGUGUGUUCUACUUUCUCAGUACUUGUGGCUGCCUUGGUGUUUUUGACCCGUGUGAAGCAACCUGGAAUCUUCUUCCAGUUAAACCCUUUCUUUUCCCAGAGGUGGAUUCUCCAGUGUUCCUCAUGGAGCAUGAAGGAGACAUCUUUGUUAUGUGUUCGCGCCUCGACAGCAACCAUACGGUGUUUAAACUAAACAUGAAACAAAAUGUAUGGGAGGAGACGAGAGAUCUUGGAGGCUUGACAGUAUUUGCAAGUGUCCCUGGCUCUUUUAUAAGAGCUUGUCUCUCCGCGGAGGAGAUGAACAGAAUAUAUCCUUCUUUUACUGAUUUUUAUUUGAUUUAUGGCGCAAGCUCUCAUCGCCCUCCAAGAACCAAUUUGUCUUGCCGCGUCGCUUGGGUAGAGCCACCUCAGAACAACUUGGAUUUGCUCUGACUUCGUCAUCCCUUUAACUUCUCUUUUUGUAACUUUGUUUAUGUGUUUCCAAAGGUUUAAUUUGAACUAGUUUCAUGUCAGUGUUUUAACAUUGUAUCUCUGUGAACUGAACAAGUUCCUAUUAAUCUGCAGUGGAAUAUGCUUA